UAAGGGGUUAUAAAAAAAACUGCUGUUGUUCUUUUACCGCUGUAUCGACUAGGAAUUCACGUGUCAUCACGAGGCAUCAUCACAAAAAAGGAUUUCACCGGUUUUCCUAAUCCAAUUUUUACUCUUUUAUUUAAGAAUUUGUAGUAUGUUUUUAAGAUACAUCGUUUUUGAACGUUUUUCUAUGGAAGAAAAAGGCAAUCAAAUCAUAGUUGAAAGUAAUUUCGACCAGAGAGACGCCUUUAGAGAAUCCUGAUCUCUGCCUUCACAGUCCUGGUUCCCUUAAGUGACGGUAAAGUAUACAGGAACUAGAUAACGUUUAACUUCAAGUUAUUUUGCCCGAUCUCCAGAUGUAAUGGACACUUUUUUUUGUUUAGAUAAACAAAUUGGGUAGAGUUCCCUGUCUCGUCUUCACCUCAUCAGUCUUCUUAAAUCUUCACAUUCCAUUAAUCUUGAUAAAAUGGUUGGCUUCAGACCUGCGGAUGUGCCCCCAACCGCUGCUGUGAAGGUUAUUGGUGCUGGAACAGCGGCCUGCAUUGCUGACCUAUUCACCUUUCCAUUGGACACAGCCAAAGUCCGGCUACAGAUCCAGGGAGAGGGAAAAGGUGCGGCAGCUAGUCAUGGCACGGCAGUGCGGUAUCGGGGUGUGUUUGGUACCAUCACCACCAUGGUGCGUACAGAGGGUGCCAGGAGCCUCUACAGCGGGCUGGUGGCAGGGCUCCAGAGGCAGAUGAGCUUUGCCUCUGUCCGCAUCGGCCUCUACGACUCUGUCAAGUCAUUCUACACCAAAGGCUCUGACCAUGUAGGGAUUGGCAGUCGUCUGCUGGCAGGCUGUACCACUGGAGCCAUGGCAGUCGCAUUAGCCCAACCCACAGAUGUGGUGAAGGUGCGCUUUCAGGCACAGACUAGUUCCUCUGGGCUAAACCGGCGUUACCAUGGCACCAUGGAGGCCUACAAGACCAUUGCCAAGGAAGAGGGCAUCCGUGGCCUGUGGAGAGGUACUGGCCCAAACAUUGUCCGCAAUGCUAUCGUGAACUGCACUGAACUGGUUACAUAUGACCUAAUCAAAGACCUACUUAUUAGAAACACACCCCUGACUGAUGACCUCCCCUGCCACUUCACAUCUGCAUUCGGUGCAGGAUUCUGCACCACUGUGAUUGCUUCUCCUGUGGAUGUGGUGAAGACGCGAUAUAUGAACUCUGCCCCCGGCCAGUACAGCGGCGCCCUCAACUGUGCUAUUGCCAUGGUGACCAAGGAGGGACCCCUUGCCUUCUACAAAGGGUUCAUGCCCUCUUUCCUCCGACUGGGCUCGUGGAACGUGGUGAUGUUUGUUACAUAUGAGCAGCUGAAACGUGCCAUUAUGGCUGCCCGCCAAAACUACACCACUACUCUGUAGACCUGGCCAUUGGCUGCAGUAGAGGGUGACCCUGUGCUGAUGUGGUUGCUUUUUAAAAUUUUAUUCAACAACAAAUGUGGCCCAUGUUUCCUUUUAACUACUUUUCACUCACCUUUCACUCGAGUGUCUUUUUAAGUACUAACUUCUGACAAUAAAUGAUAUUUUGAAGUGGC
Oncorhynchus kisutch (coho salmon) is the source of this 1566-nucleotide messenger RNA. RefSeq names its product mitochondrial uncoupling protein 2-like. The transcript is spliced from 8 exons. Lineage: Eukaryota; Metazoa; Chordata; Actinopteri; Salmoniformes; Salmonidae. Gene Ontology annotation, biological process: transmembrane transport. The coding region runs from base 458 to 1393 and encodes 311 amino acids. The record is from RefSeq and is a predicted model, not a curated record.